AUAUCGUGAAUUUGUUGGUGGAACGGAGAAGAGUGCUAUGACAGUAUCUUUAUUUGCUCGUCAUUUGAUCUUCAUACAUUUUGUUCUGUAAACAUCAUAUCAGACUGUUAUUGGAGGGCUUUGGCUAUGCGUUCUGGCCGGCUAGUCGGCUAUACAGAACAGCAUAGCCAUGGAAUACGAUCGGCGACCGAACCACUCUAAUAUGAAUGGACUUCACAGACCACCACUUGAAGUUCCGUAUGGGGCAGACAAGAAACGCCGAAACUACAAACUAAUAGUAGACCCCCAGAUACACAUCUACAAGGGAAACCAGAAAAUUUACAGAUUUGAUGGAAUCAGCUCGGAUGGAACUGUUGUUGACGCUAAAGACCCACGUCUUCAACGUAUUUGGUACAGACGACAGCCAGCAGAUUUGCCAGUUCCCCAAUUUAAGUACGACCAGUACUAUGUUGGAACACCUCCUCCCAAGGAGGUGACCUUCACAAACCUUAAUGACAAUAUCAACAAGGAUUUUCUGGAAAACAUGUGCAAAGGCUAUGGCAAAAUUGAAGAAGUUCGUAUUUAUUACAACCCUAAAAACCGGAAACACUUGGGUAUUGGAAAGGUGGUCUACUCAUCUUCAAAAGCAGCAAAAUUGUGUGCUGAAAAGCUCAAUCGAACCUCAAAGAUGGGCAAUAUCAUGAACGUGUUUGUCGAUACGUUAGGCAAAGAGCGACAACGGAUUAUUGAAGAAAAAUUGCUCGAAAGGCCAAGAAUUGAACUACCCAACAACAAAAGAGACCGCAACAAUGGUUACAGUGCAGGCAACAGCACUGAAGCCUAUGAUCCAGAUGACUUUGAGUAUGGUGGUGGAAAUCUGCAGUCCCAGUUCAGCUAUCCUCCAUCAGAGAGUGGUUUUGGCAGUCAUUCUAGUGACAUGGGUUUUUCUUCGGGUACACCAUACAGUCAGGCUACAUUCACACCUGGGAGCAUGUACAGUGGAGAUAUACAGGGCUCUGGCUACACACCUGCCAGUGAGAUGAACUACAGCAUGCAUCAUCACCAGCCACAUCACCAUCAUCACCACACCCAUCACCAUCAUCAUCACCAGCAGCAGCAACCGCCUCCUACACCGUACAGUAUGCCACCACCUCCACACCAACCUCCAGCACAUUUUAACAACAGCUUUAUGAACUUUGAUCCCAAGGUUCCUCCACCCCCCUUGCCUUCAGAGCCACCACCCCUCACCCCAGGUGGCCACUAUCAGUCUCAACAGCAAGCCAUCAAAACCCCAUCUGACCAUGGCCAUCACGAGAGGAGCCGUUCAAGGGAAGCAGAACCUGAUAGGCACAGGAGUAAACAUCAAGAGAGAGACUAUGAUGCAGACAGAGAUCAUGAAUGGGAGAGAGAGAAAGACAAAGAACGAGAGCAAAGCAGAGAUAGGGACAGCCUUGAUCGAGAUAGAGAACGGGGUCAUAAGACCAGAGACGGGAAUGGGUCGGGGGGCAGUAGCAGCAGCAGCAGCCGACUGGAUGGUGGUGAACGAGCUCAUACCAUCCCCAAACCUCCAGUGGAGAAACAUACCAGGCCAAAAACUCCUGAUGAUGAACCAGAAGAGGAACCGAGGUUCAUGAGUCUUGAAUCAAGAAUCCAGAGUCUUCUUCGAGGCUCGGUGUCUGUGGAUGAUGAGCUGCCACCAGGCCGAUCUCAGGAACAUCCCCAGGCCACUCCUGGCACACCUCACACCCCAAGCACCCCUUCAGAAAUGCGCCAUUUUAACGAUAAUUCCAAUUCAAGUUUCAAUAAUGGGGGCUGGGCAAACCAAGGAGGAUCUUUGGCUGUUGGAGACACAGUGCAGCAGACUCCUGUGUCACAAGAGGUUGACAAAGAUGAAGGCAGUGAUAUGGACGUUGAUGAUGAUGAUGACCAUAUGAGCUUGUCCUCCAUCAGCAGUGGAGAAGAGAGGUUGCAGGUCAACCAGCCAAUCACCAGCAACCUCAACUCAUCAGGGAUUUCCCUUGGCCUGUACACCCAGCCUCCACCCAUCAGUGCUUGGCAGGCCAGUGGAGCCCCCUAUGGGUUCAACAGUUUUGGUGGGAAAAACUUCUUAGGAAAUGGUGGGCCUUUCAAUCAGGGAUUCAAUGGUGCCGCGUUUCCAAACGGUGUAGUGGAUCAGACAGCACAGUUACAGGCUGACUUUGCAGCCAAAGAGGAGGAACACAAGAAGAUAGACAAGCAGUUUGUGUAUGUUUUGAAUCAGUUUGUAAGUGAUCUCAAGGCUGUGAUGCAAAAGGAUUUAUGUAAGAAGAUGGUGGAAAACUGCUUCAAGGCCUUUGAGUCCUGGUGGGAUGCUGAAGAGCAGAAGUCAAAGCUUCCUCCUAAGGCAGUCACAUUGGUGAUGGACAAACCUGUGGAAAAGCCUAGCAAACCAUCACAGCCCAAUGCAACAGAGGGUAUCAGCUCCACGAUAGCAUCAUUGUUUGAAUCACGGCAUCCGUGGACCAAGGAAGGAGGGCUGGAGAGUGGAUUUGGCUUUAGUGGCUUUGGAAGUGGAGGCCUGCUGGGCAUUCGUGGUAGCAUGCCACGUCUGCCAUCAUUUAAGAAAAAAUUCCGUCCACCCUCACCAUCAGUAGAUGAGAGUACUGUUCAGGAUAAGCCAGAUAAGACAGAGGAUGCUGAAGAAGCAGAAUCUGAUGUUGAUCAGGAAACUAGCCAGUCACCAAAACCAUCUGCCAGUCGAAGAGUCAUCUAUAGUAGUGACAGUGAUGAUGAAUCUGAAGAUGAAAAGGAUGCAUCAGCUGUUGAAGAUGAAGAUGAAGAGGAGGAAGAAGAAGAGGAAAGCGGGGUUUCUGAGGAAGACAGUGAAGAGGAGGAUGAUGAGGAUGAAGAGGAAGAGGAGAGUGACAUGUCAGCAGCAGAGUCUGAGGAGGAAGAGAUCAAGGCUGGGACAAAGAUCACAAGUGAGAUUGAAGAUGCAGAAGAAGAGUCCCAGGAUGCAGAUGGAAGUGACCAAGAUGAAGAGAAGGAAGAAGAAUCAGAGGAGGCAGAUAUCGAGCCUGAUUCAAACAGUCACAGAGAUAAACAUGGUGAUAUUUGCAGCAUGAUCAAUGUGGAAGAAAAGAAAGCUGCUGUUAGGGAUGUUAGCAAGCAAGAACAGGAGCCCAGACCUAGACAGACAUCUUCUCUCCCACAAGAAAAAGGCAAAGACUUAGUGGAGGAGCUAGUUUUGAAGAAAGAUAAUGAGAAGCAGAGGAAAGAUGGGGAUGGGGAAGAAGAAGACGUUGACGUUGAAGAAUUUGAGAGUCAUCAUGAUGAAGAUGUUAAGACUGUUGUGUCUGAACAUAUUCAGAAGCAACUGGUGGAAGCUUCUAGAAGCCCUUCCAUUGCAGAAAAAGUUAACCAGCUGGACAAAGAAGAGGCAAGUGAGAGACUGCAUAAGUUGUCUGACCUUAUGGAACACAUACCAGCAACCACUGCCAUAGAGACAAGUGUCAGCAUGGAUGUAAAAUCCCAGCAGGCAGUUCUACCAAACAAACAGGUUUCAGAAGAUAAGUUCAUUAGUGCCAAAACUUAUUCUGGUCCAGAGCAGUCUGUACCACCAAAAGAGGGAAAAUUAGAAGAGAAGUCUUCAACAGUGGAUGUUGUGCUGAAGGAGGAAGAAGUUUCUGUCAGUAUGGAUGAAGAAGAGGAAGAAUCAAGGCCAUAUGUCAUCCCAGCCAUAGCUGAACACGACUACUUUGCAGCACCACCUUCAGGACCUGCACCGACAGUCUCUCAUGACUCGGAAGACACAGAUUCUGCAGAGGAGAGUGUUAACUCUUACUGCCGGGAAGUUUGGAUGGAACACAGCUAUUCUCUGCCCAUUGCAAAGCAGGAAGACAUGGGUGCUGAAGAAAGCCCAGUCCUGCAGGACUUGCCCUCUGAUGUGUCCAAAUCACCCAAAGUUAAGAAGACCAAGAAGCCAGAGCUGGUUCAAGAAGAAGAGAUGCCGAUGACUGAGCCAAUAUUUAAGAAGGGCAAAGCCAAGAAGGAGAAAGAAAGAGAAGACAAGGAAGUACAGGAGAAGAAACAGAGAAAGACAAAGAAAGAGAAACUGGUCGACAUCACAAACAAAGGCGUUCGAGAGCUUGCCCAACUCUUCUCAGAACCCGUUGUUCCGAAAGCUCCUGUAACAUUUGAGAUGCGCAACAUGAGGGAAGAAGGCGAGGUGUUCUUUGAUAUCUACAACAGAGGCAUUGAUGAAGAAGAUAUUGCAUAUUUGAAACGCACUUACGAUGAAUUCAUGCUUUCUGAAGAUCCCAUGUUCUACUGGCUCAAUGACAUCUUAUGGGUGGACCACCCAUUCACUAACAUUCCAGAUCCACCACGUAAGCGGCGCAAGGUGGAAGAUUCCUACCAAAACAGACCACACAGAACUGGCUCAGCUAGAACCGAUGGAUACUACAAGUUAACAUUGGAGGAAAAAGCACGCUAUCUGAGCAAUGCCCGCAAUGUGACACUUCAACAGAAAGCAGCGGAGACCCUUAACGAGAAUCUGGACGAGAGCAAGAAGAAAGCUCAGACGUCUAGAGAAGUUCGCAGUGAAACGCGGCGGCUGCAGUCCACGUUUUCAGAAUACCUUGACAUGGGAGAUCUGUUUAAGUUUAACCAGCUCAAGACCCGCAAGAAACUGCUACGCUUUGCUAAAAGUGGCAUUCAUGACUGGGGUCUGUUUGCACUGGAGCCAAUUGCUGCAGAUGAGAUGGUGAUUGAGUAUGUUGGUUCUGUGGUGAGACAAUCCGUAGCAGAGCUGAGAGAGAAACAGUAUGAACGAUCUGGCAUAGGAUCCAGCUACCUUUUCCGAGUAGAUCAUGAGACCAUCAUAGAUGCAACCAUGAAUGGAAAUCUUGCACGUUUCAUCAACCAUAGCUGUAAUCCCAACUGCUAUGCAAAGGUCAUCACCAUGGAAUCACAAAAGAAAAUUGUUAUCUAUUCAAAGCGAGACAUCGAUGUCAAUGAAGAAAUCACUUAUGAUUACAAGUUCCCAAUUGAAGAUGAGAAAAUUCCAUGUUUAUGUGGAGCGCCAAACUGUCGUGGAACUUUGAACUGAGAGAACAUGAAGAGCAGCAGAUCACUAUGGUGCUACUGUACUUUGUUCCGUCAUGUUGCUGAACUCAUGUAGGACUGCAUUUGCAUAACAUUUUGAAAGUUUGAAGUUUUUUUUUUUUUUUUUGACUAAAGAGAUUUUCAGUUUUAUGGUUCCGCCUCUCCAUAAUGCUGAAUAGCAAAACCAUUCAUUGAUGAAGAUUCCUAAAAUGGAGUCAGAUAUUUGGGGUUAGGAGAGAAGCAAAAGUGCCAGUGGAAAAAAACCUGAUUGCAUUUGUUAGACGUCAGACUUCAUGACUUAACUGGUGAUCAAAGCAUGAGAGCCAUAAAAUACUUGUGACUAUAAGGGGGUCGAGAAAUGAAAGAUGAGAAAAAAGAAUGUGUGGCAGUAAAUUGACAGGAUACUUCCCUCAUUAUGUUGACAAGUAAAACUGACUUGCACAGACAGUAGAAACGUUGUGGUUUUGGGAGUUCAGAUGUUACUUUCAAGACCGUACUGUCAGGGUUAUUGGAACUGGGACUGGGUGGAGAGUACAAAAUGCUCAGUUUCAAAGUUUUCAAGACAUUUCAAAAGAUGCAGUAAUCUUCUUGCCUUUCUGAAGUUCAGCUAUCCACCAUAGCCCAUUUAAGAGCAAGACAAAGUUUUUGCUAAUUGGAAGUGAUCGGGAGGGGGGGGGGUGGGCUUCUUUAGUGUGAGAGGGUUGAUUGAUUUCCUUUUAUCAGAGAUUUAUUACCUACAUACCUUUGCCACAGAUGUUUUCACCUUUGCAAUAGGUGAAAUUGCUGAGUCAUCGAAACUGUAAAUUAUUUUUGUUUGUUUGGUUUUUUUUUUAAAUCUUGAGAUGUCUGCUGUGAAGAUGAUAUGGUGCAGCAGACCUCUCUAGUGUGUACUGCUGUGAAUGCAUGGUGCAUUCUUUGUACAGUGCUUCUGCGUCGUCUUGGGGAAAUAGUUUGGCAGCAUGUUAUGCACAUUUUUCCAAUGUUUCAGAAAAUGCAUAUUCAGCACUGAUGAUAGCAGCCCUGUAUGUGUUGCUGAUUUGUUAGCACUCAGCAUUAGCACUGUGAUCAUUGUGUAAAGUCCAGGUGACCAGCAGGGUGCAAGUUGAUUGGAUAAAGCUAGCAGCCAAAUCUGAAGAAUACAGAAUAAAAGUUUGAUUUGCUUUCAGAGUUCAGAAAGUGAUGUGGUGGAUUCAGGCACACAGCAUAUAUCUCGGAGUUGCUGUCAUCAUGGUUUUUAUUUAGUCUAUAAGUAUAGUCUAUAGUAUAUAAAAAUUAAAAAAGCACUGAAAUAAUAGUAUAAUUUAGAGUGAAAAUGUGACAGACACCAAAAGAAAACUCUCAAGGCAUGGUAGUUUAUACCUCUUCCAUACCAUGACAGUUUAUAUAGCUCACCUCCCUCAACACAGUUUAAGAUGUGCAAAAUGUAAAUAAAAACCAAUCACCAAAUCCGUGAGCAGUCAGAGAGAUUUGUUUGUACCUGAGCAAGCUUCAUUAGGGCAUACAACUACUAAAAUUUAAUAUUUUCACUACAAAUCCCAAGAAAGAGGGUGCACUAUUUCCCGGAAGACCUUAUGCCGUGCUGAGAUAGCUGACUUUGAAAGGAGGGAUAUAUUGUUUGUAAUUGAAAGUAAGUUAACCUGUGUACGUAUGGUUUGUAUGGUAAGCCAGGAUAUGUGGGUUUCUGUGAACUAUGGGUACUUGCAUGUAUCUAUAGUGUUACGUUUGAUGCAACAGAUGCAUUCGCUGUGUCCUGUUAUGUCAGUUGCUACAGUUCCACUAUGAACACAUUUUUUUUGAGUUUCAAUCCCCAACCCUUCCCUGUUUGGUUUUUUUAUGUUAACACAACCAGAUUGGUAAUUUCAAAUACCUAUAGAAGGUAAAGAAACAAAUAUUUCAGUGAAAUGUUUUCUCAACAUAACCAGCAAGUAUGUAGUGUUUAAUUUUUUUUAAUGUAAUUUAGAUGCUAUGAUUUAAUGUUGAUUUUCCAUUAAAGAGCUUAAUUCUUUGUUGAUGAUAGGUUGUUGCCACCUGUUUAUAGUGUAACAAUGAAUCCUUUGCUUCAUAGAUUUAAUGGGUACUUAAUGUGCCGUAAAAAGUUUUAUUUUGUUUUGAAAACCUGCAUCAAUGAAAAUUUUACUUUCAAAUUUUGCAUGUGCAGAAUGUUAAGCAGUUUGUUUUAACGAGUUUAGAAAAGACGGCUCAUGUCAGCCUUUUCAAGACAUUGUUGGUCAGCAUUCUUCUUUGAAGAACUUUCCUGUAUCUAUAAGACUUCUCAUUUGCGUAGUCUUAAAAUUUCACCUCUUGUAACUCUAGAGCAGGCAGGCACAUACUGCAUCAGUGAGUUUCUUAUUUUUGCCAUCAUUACAGCAGUUCCAUGACAUUUUUGUCUGCCUCUUUCAGUAGAUUAUGGUCUUUAGAUUGGAUUGCACAUUUUGUGUUGGCAAGAUGUGCUGUAAAGCAUAAAAAAAUGAAAUCUUGUCCGCAGGUGGAUGUACUGGUAGUGUGUCAGACUCAAGAGGUUGCUGGUUGUAAGUUAUCUGGCUUUAUUUCAUUUUCCUUGCAUGUCAGGAGGAGAAAACGCUCUCCUCUCACUAAAUGUACACACAUUGAUGAGACUAGCUAUGCGUUGCUUUGAGCCAGUGGCUCAAAAAACUUCAGGUUUAUUUGCAGAGGUCUGUUCGGGCAGGGUGAUGUAAAAACGCACAACUGUUUCUUGCUUAUUGCCAAUCGUUAAUCAUGCCAAGCGCUAAUGCACUAGCAGAGCCCUGAGCUGUCUGCAGUGAGUCAAAGUUGACUUAGAAUAUCAUUUACUAUCAAGUCUCUACGAACACUGGAGUUUGUAAAUACAAACCUCAGCUGCACUGCUGCUCAUGCUUUUUUUUUUAAAUUGAAGUCUGCAUAUCACUUGGUGAACAUACUCUAGGCAUUGUAAUUACAAUUUACCUGCAAGUAUUUAUAGUAAACAAAAUAUAUUGAAACAAUAAGAAUGUACACAAAUUGUUUGAUUGAGUAUGUUGAAUUAAGGGAUUCAUACAUGGCAUGCUCAAGAACCUUUAUUUCGUCCUCAGACCUCAUUGUAAAUUUGAUUUUGUUCGACGAAGGCAGUCUUUUUAUUUGCUGUUUAUUUCCCAGAUACAUUGUUUACCACUUCUGUCUUCUGUUUGCUUUGCUGGGUUCAUUUUGAGGCAUUUUUGGAUUGCAAGUUAUUUUGUACACUUUGAGCAUGAUGAGAGACUUGAAUAGCUGUAUUGAUGAAUAGGCUGUAUUAAAGUGCCAGUACAUAAACAUAGUAGUAGAACAAGGAGUGCUUGUGCUACAUGCUAUCAAAUGAGAGUGCAGAUGGAUCCUGUUUUUGUUUUUAGUUGAUUAAAUACACCAGGCAUUGCAGUCUAUUUACAGUGCUUAGAUAUUUGUACAAGAUAGUGUCCAUAGAGAAGAUUUAAGGUCAUCGCUAGGUUGAUACAAGCACACCUCUACAUCGCUCUCUCAGUCUCUCUAACAUUGCUUUCCCAUCUUAUUGUAUCAUUGUGCUCUUUACAAAACCGUAAUCCAUGGCCAUCCUCCCCUCUACUCUUUUGCUAUUUUCAUUUCAUCUAAUGACAGCAGUUUAUCUGCGCGUGCAAAGUUGUAACGUAUUUAAACAGUUAAAUUUGUUAAGUGCAGGGGCUUCAGCACUCGUAUUGUCGGAGUGAAAGCUGUGAUUGCUGCGAAUGAGACUGUCAUUUAGUACCAUCGUUCUUUGUUACAGUUUAAAUGAAGUUUUCAACUCCGCGUUCAAACAUCCACCAUAUCCUAUUCAGAUCUCUUCAUGUUUGUUCCUCACUUGUUUCUAGCUGUUCCCAGAACGCAGAAACCUAGAUGCUUGAUCGCAGCCGCCGCCGAAGAAUAUAUUGGGGGUAAAAAUCAUUUCAGGUUCAGAAUUCCAUUGUACAUAGGCCUUGUAUCGCUUGGAAAUUUGAAUGAGAGAGGUCAUGCAUGAGCUGCAGCGAAAUAUGGUGAACGUUUUGUAUUUACAUGGCUGUGGUUGCUGUGCGAUGUUUCGCCUCCCCAUUUCCCCGUGCGACGACAGGUUUUUCACGAUGUUACCUGCUGUUGUGUACAUUUUCAUAUUGUAUGUCAUUCUUGUACGAUUACACUGAACUAUGUACAUACGUGUGUCAUAUUUAGACUGAAUUUCUCUUGGGAAGCUAUUUUUUAAAAUAAAGAUUCUUAAAUGUAA
Molecule: messenger RNA, 9283 nt
Organism: Pomacea canaliculata
Lineage: Eukaryota; Metazoa; Mollusca; Gastropoda; Architaenioglossa; Ampullariidae
Product: histone-lysine N-methyltransferase SETD1B-A-like
Cellular component (GO): Set1C/COMPASS complex
Molecular function (GO): RNA binding; histone H3K4 methyltransferase activity; protein binding
Source: RefSeq, a predicted model, not a curated record